GAUAAUUUUCCAGCCCUAUACCUCACUGUCAUUCAGUGACAGUCUCCUAAACCGAUCAAAUCAGUUCAAUAAUGGAUAGCAAAACGAACAAGCACAGUGCUCGAGAUAUACGAAGUAAACAUCGUAGUCCAAAAAGACGGCUGUCCAGGUCCAGCAAAUCAACCAAAAGCCAAGAUGGAGAGUCGAAUUCAGUGUCGACUUCGAUACUUAAAGAGCAGAGUACCGCCGAAUCGAUCAACAUGGUUGAAGAGCCCGUCCAUUGCCGAGAAAUGUUGACCAAUAUGUUCUUCGACGCGCUUCUCGAAGACGCGAUCGCGGAAAAAAAGUUCGCCAAACAGAUGGAUCCCAAUAAUUUGACUACGGUAUUGUCGGAUUCGCUAACCACCAGCCAAGCGUCGACCUUGGAAUCGGGAGUAUCUACUCUUGAGAGCGAUCCAACAAAAGGAAAUAGUAACACAAAUAGCAGCAUGAUCGUAGAAAACUCGAGUGGUAUGAGCUGUGCCUCUGACUGUAUGUGUUGCUGGAAAAUCAUUUUCAAAAAUGGAAAUAUUUAUAAAGGUCAAACGAAUGGCAAUCUGAUGCACGGAAAUGGGACGUUCUUUUGGUCGAACGGAUGUGUUUAUAAAGGGCAGUUUAAAAAUGGAUAUCCUUCUGGUCGUGGAGAGAUGGUUCUUCCUGACUUGAGCGUCUACGACGGCGAUUUUUGUUUGGGAUUCUUUCACGGAAAAGGCGUUCUUAAUAUCAACUCGACACCAAUAUUUUACAAUGGCGAAUGGAACACUGGUCAACGAAGUGGUAAAGGUUGGAUGGUGUACGAUCAAAACAAUUGGUAUGAUGGCGAAUUUAUAAAUGAUAUGAGGCACGGAUAUGGAUUUAGACAGUUUAAAAAUGGUACCAAGUAUAAAGGAAGUUGGUCAAAUGAUAAAAUUAAUGGGGAAGGUUGUAUGAUUUGGAACAAUAAUGAUUACUACGUUGGCAAAUGGAGUGAUGGGUAUCAGGACGGAUAUGGGGAAUACGUAUGGAAUUUAGUCCCACAAAAUAGUUUCAGUUUUGUUAACUACAAUUGGUAUAAGGGCAAUUGGAUUACUGGAAUGCGUUCUGGAGCAGGCAUAAUGAAUUUCGGAUAUGAUAAUGGAGCUAGAUUGGCCGGAACGUGGGAGUACAAUAAAAAACACGGUCCCGGCGUAAUAUUCUGUGGCAAUGGCAUAACCGUUGAAAAAGAUCCGCUCUUCCUAGAUGACAAACCUUGUACCUAUACGAAAAAUCAGACAGAUAACAUCGAAGAAAGUUCAGAAAAAAACUUCUCGACAACCAACCCAAAGAGUGACUUCCGUACUCCAACUCAAAUAUAUAAAGAUAUAUCUCAGCAGAUCAAUACAAAGGAAAACUUGUCAUCUUUAAGCAAAGGAUCCAUAUCAAAUAUAUUAAGGAGUUCAAUCAACAUUAAAACCGGACAAUACUUAAAAUUGUUACAAACUAAUACCGGGAACGAGCCACCUUUAAAAAUUCCAAUUCAUAACGUUAUAGAAGAAGUUGAUUUGACGUAUUUCGUAGACAACAUUUUGAAAAAGUGCCUUUACGUGAACACAUCGGAAAUAAGCGAAAUCGAUCUCAAUAGCUUUGUAAAACCGUCACCAGGGAACAUUCCCGUUUCGUUAUCUUGUAUUAAUUAUCUUCCUUCCAAUCAAGAAUUCGUAACUGAUACUUUAGAAUCAAGCUUGAGCCUGAGCAGUAUUCUGGAUAUGACCGAUUUGAAAAACGUGAUUAUCAUAUAUCUACCUCAGUUAAGAAACAUAUACCGAACGUACGCCAAGCUAGGAAGUGGAGAAGAAGGAUUAAAUUGUGAACCGAUACUUGUUAGAUUGUUUUUGUGGCAGUUGUAUAGAGAUAUUGGUUUAACGGAAAAAGGAGGACUGCCGAUUGUAGAAAUAGACGAAAUUUUAAUAAGAAAUCCAAAAAGUUGCCUAGAAAGUACCCACAAUCCGUGGGAACCAAUCUAUUUUUGGCAGUUUCUCCAAGCAAUAGUAUGUGUAUUCUGUUUGAUGUAUAGUUUAAAUAUGAAUGAAGAAAUAACAACUCUCGACAGGUUCUUAUACCACACAUUCAAAGAUUUUCUAGAUACCGAAGUUUUUCCUAAAUCUGGAAAUAUUCAAGGAAACUGCUUAACCCAUUUUAAGGAUCUUGUUCCUAUCGCAUCUAUGUAUGGGUUGUACAAAGAAAUUGGAGAACCUCACUCAGUCGAAAUGUUAUUACACCAUACCUGCAUACAUAAAGGAUAUAAAAUACCUUGCUACAAACUAAUUAAUGACGAUAACGCCACAAAUGAAUAUGCGAUACAAAUUGGUAAAAAUAUGGUGACAUUAAACAACAAAGUAUAUUUUCGUGAAAAGACUCGAAUUGCGAAGCAAUAUACCGAAAAUAAGUUUGAAAACAAAAGCCUUUAUACGUUUAAUACUUUGGGGCGAAGACGUAUAUUAAAAACCAUAUCUAAAGUUUGUCCUCAAAUAGUCACAGAAACGAAGCGUUAUUGUUUAAAUUAUAAGCUAUCGUUUAUCGAAUUUUACGAGAUUAUUUUGAUAUUAUCCUAUGAGAAAGUUGAACAAAAUAGAUCAGACAUACAAACAGAAGCCCCUUCAAAACGACCUACUGGAAUAUUAGAAUCAUCAAAAUCUGUUACAAAAGAUCUCCCAAAAUCUUUACAAAGUGAUAGAGCUAUUACAAAAAAGAAAAAGAAUAAAAAAUAAUCAGAAACAGAUUGA
Sitophilus oryzae (rice weevil) is the source of this 2759-nucleotide messenger RNA. Its product is annotated as radial spoke head 10 homolog B-like. The coding region runs from base 72 to 2744 and encodes 890 amino acids. The transcript is spliced from 11 exons. The record is from RefSeq and is a predicted model, not a curated record. Lineage: Eukaryota; Metazoa; Arthropoda; Insecta; Coleoptera; Curculionidae.